Carassius gibelio (silver crucian carp) is the source of this 1113-nucleotide messenger RNA. Its product is annotated as L-rhamnose-binding lectin CSL3-like. The record is from RefSeq and is a predicted model, not a curated record. The coding region runs from base 23 to 376 and encodes 117 amino acids. Gene Ontology annotation, molecular function: carbohydrate binding. NCBI's taxonomy places the organism in Eukaryota, Metazoa, Chordata, Actinopteri, Cypriniformes, Cyprinidae. The transcript is spliced from 5 exons.
UCCUUCUGUUCACACAUUCAACAUGCUGGUGCAAAAGCUAAUCUGGAUCAUUUUGCUGCUCUUUCUGUGUCGGCAAGGAGUAGAAGCAAAAAGAGCAGUGGUCUGUGAAGGAGGGUUUAUGAAACUCCGCUGUCUUUCCGGAGUAAUAAAGAUCAAUAAAGCCAACUAUGGGCGGACUGAUCGCACAACAUGCACUCGGGGGAUAUUAGAUGUUCACACCUCAAAUAUGAACUGCUUCCAAAGAUCAUCCCUCCGUAUAAUGUCCCAUCGGUGUAAUGCAAGAAAGCGAUGUUCUGUUCAUGUAGCGAACACAGUUUUCUCUGAUCCUUGUGCUUGGACUUAUAAAUACCUGGAUGUAGAUUUUAUAUGUGUCUAAAAGGUACAUUUUGCAGUUGAUUAUUAAAAUUACUUAGCUUCAGAAAUGCUAUGUAGAUGAUCACAACUAAUAAUGUUUGACUUUUCCAUUUGGUGCAUUGAAAAGAAACCAAAUAAGUGCUACUGCCUACUCUGAUCCUGGAAGUGAUGUAUUUGUAUAAUUUAGUGACUACACUUUCACAUAAAUGUAUUCUAUACAGAAUGCUCGGUGUUAAAAAGAAAACAUUAUUAUAGAUAAAGUUAUAAAGGUAUAGGUAUAGAUGUUGCUAAUCUUGUUUCUGGUUUGAGAAAUAUUAAUUAACUCCUGAGUCUAUGUAUGUAUAUACAUAUAUAUAUGUUGCAUAUAAAAAAUACAGAAAACUAUAAAUUAUUAUCCUGAAAUGGCUUCAAAUUCUAUACUUGUAGUAUAAUUCAUUUAAUUUUAGUUUUUGAGGUGAUUUUUGUGAGAUUCUCUGUUAGACUAUCUGUCUCGCUGUUAGAUAAAUCUAUCAGGCACACUUUUUUGUGUAAAUGUAGGUAACUAUAAUGCUGUUUAAUAUAAAACUGUCAAAAAAAUUAAUAAAACACCAUCUACUCUGUAAGGAAUAUCAGCACCAACAAACCUCAUUAAUUGAGAACAAUCAAGAGAUCUGGAGAGAGAACAACUCAAAUUCUUGUAGUAGAAUACAAAACACAAUAGCUCAGUAUUUCAUUUUUGAAAGUUAUCUUGCAAGUUAUCUUGUUACAAUUUGUCUUGUA